This is a messenger RNA of Exophiala viscosa, 1289 nucleotides long. Its product is annotated as bucentaur or craniofacial development-domain-containing protein. The transcript has a single exon. The record is from RefSeq and is a predicted model, not a curated record. Gene Ontology annotation, cellular component: Swr1 complex. NCBI's taxonomy places the organism in Eukaryota, Fungi, Ascomycota, Eurotiomycetes, Chaetothyriales, Herpotrichiellaceae. The coding region runs from base 76 to 1095 and encodes 339 amino acids.
AAUGUCCUGUCAUAUGCAAUCAUACUGCACUUGUUUCGUCAGUAAUCGUGCUUGCUGUAGUCCAUUUCGUUGGCGAUGGUUGACUUUCAAGACCCAGACCCUGUGAGGGAAGAAGACUAUGAUGAAGAGGCCGACAGCGACUUCCACGCAGAGGCAGGCGACGAAGAUCUCUCCUCCACGUCCGACGAUGAGGCGCAAACCGAACAAGACGCAGACCAGAGACCCCGAAAGAGACGGAAAAUAGACAAAGCCCAGCAAGAUGAGACUCUGGACUUCGACUCAGGCGAUGAGGCAACGAUCCGCGAACAGAAGAAAAGUCACAAGAAACAAAGAAAACAUGGUGAAGGCGAACCAGAUGAAGAUGGCAAUGAAUCAGACGGAUGGCGGGCGCGAACCCGUGCCAUGAGAACUCAAGAGAAGGAAGAGCGGAAGCGAAAUAAACUGGCCUCGAUCAAAGGAAGCACCAUUGAUGUCGACAAGUUAUGGGAAGAAAUGAAUCGACCAAGACCGUUACCUGCACCUGAUAUUGUUGGCGAUGAUACAGGAGAGGCAGACGUUUCAAAGAGAUCAGGUAUCACAACGACAGUCACAUCCUUAGAGCCGGAUGCGGAUAAGGAGAAUCUGUCAGCAAGUGGUCCAGCAGAAGAGACCAUCACGAUCAAACGAACUUACAAGUUUGCUGGUGAGGUUCAUGUGGAAGAAAAGACGGUCCCCAAGUCCUCUGCAGAGGCACAGCUUUGGCUAGCACAGCAACAGUCCUCCAAGACUCCGGUUUCUGCAGCCGAUGGGCGGGUGGUCCAUCGGCCUUUACGCAGAAUAUCGCGGUUCGACCCGAAUUUUAGCAACCUCGAAUCAUUCAAGGCUUUAUGGGCGGACAAGAAUGUGCAUGCCACAACCUAUAAAGGUCCGAAGCUCAAUGUGGUGGAGAAGAGCAAGAUGGACUGGGCUGCGCAUGUUGACACUGAAGGGCUGAAGGAGGAACUGGAUACCCAUGCCAAAGCAAGAGAUGGCUACCUGAGUAGAAUGGACUUUUUGCAAGGUGUAGAGCAACGCAAGGAAGCAGAAGCUAGAGCUGCAAGGCUAAAGGGCCAUUGAGAUGAGUACAGGUACUUGAGGUGCUACCUGGUAGGUGUUCAACAUGUGUGAGUGAAUAUCAUGUGCAAGGCAUAAUUUUGGCUGACAACACCAAAACACCUCGUUUCUGAGGAUUUCCUGCACCAGCACCCAUUUCUUCUCUCCGAACUCAAUCCGUCAUGGUUUUCACUGCCUUGCCUCCCAAUCCAAUAUUC